Megalopta genalis is the source of this 934-nucleotide messenger RNA. Its product is annotated as cyclin-dependent kinase 2-interacting protein. NCBI's taxonomy places the organism in Eukaryota, Metazoa, Arthropoda, Insecta, Hymenoptera, Halictidae. The record is from RefSeq and is a predicted model, not a curated record.
UGUUCAUAUAAAUUACAUGAUGUUAUAACUAUGUAUUUGAAAUUACAUGAACCUAACAUUCGCCAUUGCAUUCUAACAUUGAACACGCUUGGGGUUCUUAUCAAUGUAUUACAUAUCUCUAUUAUAUAAUUGUUAAAUAUUAAUUUGUUAUUUACUAAUGAUAUAUCUGUACAUUCAAAAUUUAAAUUCUUUUACACUUAGAAAUCCUAAGAUGAUUAAAGAACAAUUUUCUCCAAUUAGCAAAAUUCAAUCGGUGAAACCAACACAAGGAAGAAAUUUGGUAGGUUCAGCUCGACACAUACGUGAUAUGGCUGCAGAUAUUCAUACAAUUAUUCAGCAAUGGAAUACAGCCCAUUUACAAGGAGUAGCAUUACUCAAGGAUAUAACGCAGGAAAAACAGAAUACAUCCUACUCUCAGGUUUUACAAGAGUUAUGUGAUAAAUUGGAACAUAUUUGUGAUGCAUUGGUAAUAAUUAUAAAAUAUACAAGUAUUUUGUUCCAGGAUACUAUAGUAAAAAAUCUUGCUCAAAUUACACAUCGACUAAAGUUGACAACAAGUUUAAGUAAAGAUGUGGACAAAUUAUUUACAACGUGGCCUAUUACUAAAUUUGAUUAUGUUGUGGAGUUAAUACAUAAUGUGUAUUCUGAAGAAGCCAAGAUAAAACGAAAAAUUUUUGAAAAUGUAGCUCAUCAGUACACAGAAUCUUGGAAAAUGUUGUGUCUGGCAACCUGGGUUCAUCAGCCAUUACUACCAGAAAGUCUAACAAUAUUUUUGGAAUCAUUAUUAAUAGAAACUGGACAUAGAUAAUUGUAGUUAUUGUUGGUACAUGUUAUGGUGAGUAUUUUUGUAAUUUUGAAAUUUGAACUUUAUAAUUAACUUUUUGUACGCAAUAACUUACAACUAUUGAAAUAAAACAGAGAUUAAUAGAAUGUU